UAUAUUGUCUCGCUAGAGGCCGUCAUUUCCUUAUCACGAAAACGAGGCCAUUGCGCGGGAAGUAGUUUCAAAAUGGCGGCGGGUACAUCAGGGAUGGGUCUGUCCAGGAGUGAGCUGGAGUCUUUCGUCUGCAGGGCUAAUGAUGUCAUCGACAUCAAACUGGUCCGUAAAGAAUCAGACCUGGAGGACAGUAAAACAACCUUCCAUCCAGAGCUGACUCAUCAGGUCUUCGGUGAAACUGAGAACAUAUUUGGGUACAAGGACCUGUUGGUGAAGCUGUACUACACAGCAGGACGCCUCACCACGUACCUGAACAUGAGCUACAGUCAGAAGGUCGACCCCGUCAGACACGAGGGCAUGCAGGCAGACGAAGUCCUUAAGAACAUAGCAGAGAAGAUGCCGCCAGGAUUCUGCACCAACAUCGACGACUUCUCCAUGUACAUUCCGAAGGAGGCGACGUUCCAGCCCUACGGCACCCUGCUGCACUCCUACAGGAGGGAGGCGGAGGGCGGAGACAGACUGUUCCAGAUUUACAAGGCAGACAUGUCUGUUCCCGGGUUCCGUGAGUUCCAUGAGAGGUUACAGAUGUUUGUCCUGUGGUUCAUCGACGCUGGAUCAUUCAUAGAUGUGGAUGAUGAGAAGUGGAACUACUAUCUAAUAUUUGAGAAGUAUGCGUGUGACGGCAGCCACCGCUAUGCCACGGUGGGAUACCUGACUGCCUACAGUUACUACGCCUACCCGGACAAACUCAGGCCAAGGAUAAGCCAAGUGCUGGUGCUGCCCCCGUUCCAGCGUCUGGGCCACGGAGUGGAGCUGCUGCAGACAGCGUACAGGGACAUGAGGGAGAACACUGAUGUACUCGACAUCACAGUUGAGGACCCGUCUGAAGAGUUCCUGCGGCUGCGAGACUUUGUUGACUGCGUGAACUGCAAGAUUCUGCCUGCCUUCUCACCGCAGCUGCUGUCGGGAGGUUUCACCGCAGACAUGGCACAGCAGGCACAGGAGAAACUCAAAAUUAACAAGAAACAGGCCCGGAGAGUGUACGAGAUUCUGCGCCUGGAACAGACAGACGUCAGUGACGCUGCAGAGUUCCGAGAGUUCAGGCUGGACGUCAAACGCAGACUCAACGCACCGUUUAGGAAAGAGAGCUCGUAUGUAGAGAAGCUGAGGAAGGUGCUGAAGCCAGAAGAGUUGGUGGUGGCCAUGGAAGACUUCAGUGUGGAGAACAGACAGGCAAAACUGGAGGAGAUGUUCCAGGAUAACCUCACACACUACAAAAGGGUGCUGGAGAGGCUAGCCGUGGCCUGAACAUUUCUCAAAUUUGAGUCAAAUUAAUGAUGAUGAAAGUAGCCUUUUUUGGGGGCUCUAAUCCGGAUUUUGUUGGUGAAAUACAGUUAGUUAUUUGAAGACAAUACUGUGUGAAAGUGUUGAAAACUUGGCACACUGGGUUUAGUAGAAAAAAAAGUCACAAGAAAAAUGACCUAAAAAAGAUUGGCACAAAUUGAAAAAGAUGGCUUCCAUACAUGUACACCUAUUCACUGCAGCAGUUUGUUCUUUGUCAUUUUUUUAUAAUAUCCAUUCAAUAUUGACUUCUGUUCAUCUCCUAGUGUUUAGUAGCUACAUAUACAGUACUACCUCCUAACACUCUAUUCUUUUUCUGCACACUAUAUUCCUUCCCCCCAGAAAAAAAAGAAUUACGGCCUUAUAAUUCCUAACUGUCCCUCUAGAGUCUAUAGUUGAACUGCUGA
Branchiostoma belcheri (Belcher's lancelet) is the source of this 1748-nucleotide messenger RNA. RefSeq names its product histone acetyltransferase type B catalytic subunit-like. Gene Ontology annotation, molecular function: histone binding; histone H4 acetyltransferase activity. The coding region runs from base 73 to 1308 and encodes 411 amino acids. Gene Ontology annotation, biological process: subtelomeric heterochromatin formation. Lineage: Eukaryota; Metazoa; Chordata; Leptocardii; Amphioxiformes; Branchiostomatidae. The record is from RefSeq and is a predicted model, not a curated record. The transcript is spliced from 12 exons. Gene Ontology annotation, cellular component: nucleus.